Triplophysa rosa is the source of this 825-nucleotide messenger RNA. It is a transcript of the gene her11, whose product is annotated as hairy-related 11. Lineage: Eukaryota; Metazoa; Chordata; Actinopteri; Cypriniformes; Nemacheilidae. Gene Ontology annotation, biological process: regulation of neurogenesis; regulation of transcription by RNA polymerase II; anterior/posterior pattern specification. The record is from RefSeq and is a predicted model, not a curated record. The transcript is spliced from 4 exons. Gene Ontology annotation, cellular component: nucleus. Gene Ontology annotation, molecular function: DNA-binding transcription factor activity, RNA polymerase II-specific; protein dimerization activity; RNA polymerase II cis-regulatory region sequence-specific DNA binding. The coding region runs from base 1 to 825 and encodes 274 amino acids.
AUGGCAAAGACUGAAGGCAUUAAAAGAAAGUUGAAACCAGUGAUAGAGAAGAAGAGAAGAGAUCGAAUCAACCAUAAUCUUGAUGCAUUAAAAGAUCUGCUUUUUAAGACCACUGCAGACACUCGUUUACAAAACCCUAAACUAGAAAAGGCUGACAUUUUAGACUUUGCAGUUCAGUACAUAAGAAGGACAUCAAGAAAAACAGAAACGAAAGUGACAUCUAAUCAAAUGGAUUCCAAGGCUACAAAGAAUCAGUCUGUUAUCUCCAUUUCUGCAGUCCCCAUCACCACUGAUGUUCAAGCUUAUACAGCAGACUUCUGUGGAAGAGUGAAUCCAUCUGAGCGAAAGGAAGCUUCUUCAACACUAAAGGGAAAUCCUGGAAACAAUACAACCUGUGCUUCCAGAGUAGCAUGUGAACCAGAGAUUCAGUCAGUCAUCUCACAGGAAAAGAUUGUUUUGUCUCCAUCAAGACAAAACUAUCACAAAGAACUUGUCUCACACCCUGAAUCAUCUUUGUGUGGCUAUAAUCUUUCAUUGUCUUCACAUUUUAAUUCUCCUCCAUCAUCUCCCACUUUUAACGGUGUCUUCUCUCCUAGUAAUUCUCCUCCACAUCCUUCUUCAUUUUGUCUUUUACCUCUCUCUUUUCCUCCUUCUGGCACACCAUCUUCUCUCGUAGCAACACCAUUUUCCCUCAACAGGCCUGUUCUUAUGCCAGAGCCCAUUCUACCCCGCACGGCUGGAGAUUUUACCCCACCACACUCACCUGUGCUGCCUCAAGAACACUUUCCUCUCCCAGCCCAGUCCACAUGGAGACCAUGGAGCUGA